This is a messenger RNA of Malus domestica (apple), 2635 nucleotides long. RefSeq names its product putative wall-associated receptor kinase-like 16. Gene Ontology annotation, molecular function: ATP binding; calcium ion binding; protein serine/threonine kinase activity. The record is from RefSeq and is a predicted model, not a curated record. Lineage: Eukaryota; Viridiplantae; Streptophyta; Magnoliopsida; Rosales; Rosaceae. Gene Ontology annotation, cellular component: plasma membrane. Gene Ontology annotation, biological process: cell surface receptor signaling pathway; protein phosphorylation.
UCUUCCUAUCUGGCUAUGAUCUAUCAACAAAAGGACCAAAUGGAUAUCUCAUUUCAGAAACAAACCAACACCUCAAAAAAUUUCAUAAAUAGCACGAGUCUGAUGAACCUGCAAAACAGCAGAAAAUCUUCAAAGAGUUCAGCGGGCACCAGUGUGGUUCCGAACACACAAACAUUAAUGCUCAUGCAACUCACCUUAAUAGAGCUACUGCUACUAGCAGCAGCCACUUCAUCCCAAGCCACACAAUUCAUCCCUCCUCCUCCGUCGUCUCCGCCCCUUGAUCAAGUUGGAGUCAAGCCGGGUUGCCAAGCCAAAUGUGGGAAUGUUAGCAUCCCAUAUCCAUUUGGUACAACCCCAGAUUGUUACUACAACGAGGAUUUCCUUAUUACUUGCAAUGACACACACUACAACCCUCCAAAGCCAUUUCUUGGAGAUAGUAACAUUGACGUCACAAACAUAUCUGUCGACGGGAAGCUGCAUAUUCUACAAUAUAUAGCCAAAGAUUGUUACAACGAAUCAGGUGUGUCCACGGAAAGCAACACUCCUUAUAUCCAACUGCCCAACUUCUUCAUAUCUGACACCGAUAACGUGUUUGUGGUGGUUGGUUGCGACACCACCGCUGAAAUUGUGGUUUUCCAAGGAGAAGAUUAUGGGUACACAGGUGGGUGCAUUACAAAAUGUGACAGCAUUAAUUUUGUUGCCAAUGAUUCGUGCUCCGGUGUAGGCUGUUGCCAAACAUCGAUCGCUAAAAAUACGGAUUAUUAUCAAAUAAGCGUGAAUAGUUAUAAUAAUCACAAGGGUGUGUGGGACUUCAAUCCCUGCAGCUAUGCCUUUGUUGUCGAACAGAGCAAGUUCAACUUCUCUUCGAAUCUGCUGACCGAUUUGAACGACGUGGAAGAGCUUCCGGUGGUUCUAGAUUGGUCAAUUGGGAAUGAGACAUGCAGCAAGGUUGUUGGAAACAAACAAGUGAUGAAUUACGCAUGUCAUGGGAACGAAACAUGUAUCGAUGUCAAGAAUGGUGGGGGUUAUCGCUGCGAGUGCCAAAACGGUUACCGAGGGAAUCCAUACCUUGAGGGAUGCCAUGACAUUAAUGAAUGUGAGGAUGCAAAACUCAAUAACUGCGAACAGAUAUGUACUAAUACAGAUGGAAGCUAUGCUUGUUCUUGCCGCAAGGGGUACUAUGGCGAUGGUAGAGUAGACGGAGAAGGUUGCACCCAUAAACCAACAUUACAUAUUCAGAUUAUCAUUGGAAUCGGGGUUGGCCUCAUAGCCUUGCUAAUGGGAAGCUCUUGGUUGUAUUUGGGCUACAAAAGAUGGAAGCUCAUAAGGCUGAAGGAGAAGUUCUUCAGGCAAAAUGGAGGACUAAUGCUACAACAACAACUUUCAGAACGACAGGGAUCCACUCGCGAAACAGCCAAAAUCUUCACAGCAGAAGAACUUGAGAAGGCCACAAAUAAUUACAAUGAGUCUAAAAUCAUUGGCAGAGGAGGUUCCGGUACAGUGUACAAAGGAAUUUUAGUAGACGGCCGAGUGGUUGCUAUCAAGAAGUCCAAAAUGAUGGAUCAAAGCCAAAUAGAGCAAUUCAUAAAUGAGGUACUGGUGCUUUCACAGAUCAACCAUAGGAAUGUGGUUAAGCUUUUAGGUUGUUGUUUCGAGACACAAGUUCCACUGCUAGUCUAUGAGUAUGUAACAAAUGGAACACUCUCUGACUACAUCCAUAAUACAACCAAGGAAUCCAAACCAAACACCUCGUGGGAAAUCCAUCUAAAGAUAGCUUCAGAAACAGCUGGAGUGCUGUCAUACUUGCACUCUGCGGCUUCUGUUCCUAUCAUUCACAGAGAUGUCAAGUCUACAAACAUACUCUUAGAUGAAAACCUCACAGCCAAAGUGUCUGACUUUGGAGCCUCGAGAUUGGUUCCGUUAGGCCAAGAUCAGUUGUCCACAAUGGUGCAAGGAACUAUGGGGUAUUUAGACCCCGAAUACAUGCAGACAAGCCAAUUGACUGAGAAAAGCGAUGUCUAUAGUUUCGGGGUUGUCCUCGUAGAGCUAUUGACAAGAAAGAAGGCGGUUUUCUUUGACAAGCCGCAGGAAAAGAUAAAUUUGGCUAUGUAUUUUCUGUCAGCAUUGAAAGAUGACCGAUUGCUGCAAGUUCUAGAUGAUUGGAUUGUGACUGAGGCAAACAUUGAGCAGCUUAAAGAAGUUUCUAAACUUGCAAUGAGGUGUUUGAGAGUAAAAGGGGAAGAAAGACCAACGAUGCAGGAAGUUGCUAUGGAACUAGAGGGACUGAGAAGGAUGGUAUUGCAUCCAUGGGUGAAUGAUGAAUUCAUUUCAGAAGAGACUCAGCACUUGCUUGGUGGAAUAUCAAUGGAAACUAUUAGUUAUGAAGGAGGUGGCGAUUCAGGUUUAGGGUAUGAUACAAUGAGGAACCACGUCGCAUUACCAGUUAAUGGUGGGAGAUGAUUGUGCCAGUGAACAGGUCUGUUUUAUAAUUUUAUUGUGGGUGUUUGUGUGCUUGUUUUGCCUAAUGUUCGAUGGAGUGAUAUCUAUCAGUUAAUUAAUUUUAAUUACCUUGUAUAGUUUGGAGUAAAUGUAACUUUAUAGUGAAUGGAAAAAAAGUUGUACUUAAUGAUUUGUA